AUUCUUUUUUAGCCUAAUCAUGUGGAUUAUUAUUUUUUGUUGUAGGAUGGAAAAUAGUCAAACGAAUGGUUCCUAUUAGAAAUAGAAGUUUGAAAUAUAGUGUUACCUGAAUCGUGAUAAAAGAUAGAUUGUCACUAGUUUUCGCGAAGUUUGAAAUUAAAUUAUUGGAGAAAUGGAACAGGCGGAACAUGAGGGUCCUACGUACAACUGGCAGUGCGUCACUGAUCCCUUUAUUGAAGCAUGUGAUCAGCUUGAACUAGGGGAACUGUUGCAUGACUCAUCAUUUGGAUUGUUUGAAGCAAUGUCAGCUAUUGAAAUGAUGGAUGUGAAGAUGGAUGCAGGAAUGAUGUGUAACCAGAUCAAGAGAGAAGUCAGAAACUUACAGCAAUCUGUACAGGCAGGUACUGUAAAGCUGAACAGUUUACAACAUUCAGAGCUGAUUGGUAUAAUGGAUGCUUCUCUGGCCUGCAUGGUAACUUGGCUUGAAGGUCAUUCCCUGGCACAGACGGUAUUCACCAACCUAUACUUUCACGACCCAUCACUGAUAGAGGACAGAUGUCUCAAAGCUUUCUCCAUAUGUAUGCUCAAAAUUGUUGAUUUAAUCCGAGACAGAAUAAACAGGGCCGGAGUCUUUGAAGAGGAAGACUUCCAGCCCCUGACGUAUGGGUUUAAGAUGGGUUGCGAGGUUACAGAUCUCAGAGCUAUUGGUAUGAUGAAGGAAGUAGAAGAUGAUCUCAACAGAAAUAUCAGGCAUAUUAAAGGCUUAAUGCAGGGCGAGGCUGGAGACAGUGAGAAGGAAUCAGAGUAUGAGCUGUGUGUAGCAGUGUGUACGAGAAUAAAGUUUUACAAAUUGUUACUUUCAGUGCUGAUAGCAUUCAGCAAAGAUAAGUGUGAAGGUGUUCCACAAGCACAGAAGCUGAUUGGUCAGGUGUUAGAGUUGAUUAAACCAAUGAAAACAUCUGUUUCACUUGGAAUACAACCAGAGGAGAGGGAGGUUACCAAAAAUGAUUAUCCAACUAUAAUGGGGUUUGAGCCUCUGAUCAACCAGAGAUUGCUGCCCCCAACAUUCCCAAGAUACACUGUCAUACACAGCCGAGACUCGUCACUGGACUACAUGGAAACCUUGCUGAACAGACUGGAAAUGACAACAGCUGUACUCAAUGCCAACAAUAUACAGGAAGUUUAUGAAGUAUUCAAGGAAUUUAGUAAACUUUCACCAUGUGUGUUAACAAGAUCCAUAUUACAGUUAACAUUUUUACCUCCAAGUAGAAGAGUAUUUGGUAAACAUACUUUGACAGAUUUUCUAAAAGAUUCUGUACGAGCAUUUGUAAUGCCUCCAGCUCUUGCCCCAAAAGCACCAAUAUACAACAAUCCAGAAGUAAAGCAGUAUGUAGAUGCUUUGAUGACGCGUGCUGUGCGACCUAUAUGUACAGUGUUACAGAUCACAGGACAUAAUCGUGCUCGACAGAGAGAUAAGUGGGCACACCUGCUGGAUGAGAUGGCUAGUCUACAGGAUGAGGCAGACAAAGUUGAUGGAUACCUACAUCAAGUGCAGAUGAAAACUGAUCCAAACCGUCAGUACGGAUCUAGCUUUGGAACCUGGGUGUUAUAUUACACUCUGCAAGUCAUGGUCAACUACACAUUGUCUGGCUUUGAGCUGGAACUGUACGCACCAUAUGAAUAUCAUUAUGUCUAUUGGUACUUGUAUGAACUGUUGUAUUCCUGGCUGUUUUCAACCAUACAGAGAGCUGACUCAUUUGUCACAGAUCAUGAAGCUUAUAUUGAUAUGGUAAGCAGUAAAGGUCGAGGCGGUAAAAAGAAUAAGAAGAAGAGACGAUCUAAAGGCAUACAGAAAGAGGCAAACAUCUGUCAGGCUCAACAGAAUAUGUUUGGAGGAUAUUAUAAGGCUGUCAUGGGAUUACAAUUAGCAAACAAAUUAAAACAUCCAAACUUUGAGUAUGAUAAAGAGGAAGUGAGAUACAGUCACAGAUUUGCUCCUUUUGCUUGUGUUUCUACUCCACCAAUGGUUCCAUAUUCACAGUUUAAGGAGAUGACCAGUUUGAUACGGUACUCACCAAUGCCUACAGCAGCUGAUCUGUUCACUACUAGUUGUAAAUUCUUCCAUCAAGCCAAAACACUAUAUGAAACAAUUCCUAGUCCAUCAGAAGAGAUUCAAAAAGUGAUCAGAAUUGCAAAGACAAAUUUUGUAAUGAUGAAGUUACUUAGUGGAGGACAUAAACAGGAUUCUCAGGUGCAGGCAGAGUUUGACUUCAGUUUACACAGAUUGUUUCCAAUCAUCAAAGUAUGAUAUCCAAGUGCAAUAGUAACUGUAAUCCAGACAACUUCGCCAUAUGCCAUGCUCAGCAGGAAAGGGCACCAUUCCCAUAUUAGAUUUUAUACCGGACAUCAUCUGUGGGAUAUUGUUUACAUACUUGUCUAAUGAAAUUAUUUUGUGCCAUUUCUAGCAAGAUUUGGAAUUUUCUACAGUGGAUUUUAUGUUGUGGAUUUUGUGUUGAUUUCAAGAAAAAAUGAAACUUGCAGAUUUCUUGUCUGCCUCUUAUUUACUGAUUGUUGGACAUUUGAGGUAGUUCUUGCAGGAACCAAAGAAGAAAGAAUUUUCUAUAAUGUGAGUUACAAAGAAUCCUUUAUAUACCGGUACUUACAAAGAAAUAUUUGGCUCAAAAAUUGAAUGUGACCCCUUGUCCGAGAGUCUAUAUGUUUAAUUAUCUGUCUUCAGUGUUUAUGAAACACCCUUUUACAGCUGAUCGUGUAUUAGGGGCAGAUAAAGAAAGGAAUAUAUAUAGGAGACUAUUGUUCUUUAAAGUGUUAGUUCUUUGUGAUUUUUUAAUUUAUAUUCUAUACAGUGAUAUUUUUGUGGUGGCACUAUGACCAGUGGGUUUUAUCUAGUUCUUACAAUGAAGUACAAAACAUACACUUUAUAUUUCUUUUGUUUCAGAUAAAACUGAUGUUAAGUUUUUAUCAGUGACUUGGGUUAAUAUGUAUAAUAAACUUGAAGAAAUAAAUAUUGAGAAAUCA
This is a messenger RNA of Mercenaria mercenaria, 3036 nucleotides long. Its product is annotated as N-alpha-acetyltransferase 35, NatC auxiliary subunit-like. The transcript has 20 exons. The record is from RefSeq and is a predicted model, not a curated record. Gene Ontology annotation, biological process: N-terminal peptidyl-methionine acetylation. The coding region runs from base 173 to 2308 and encodes 711 amino acids. Gene Ontology annotation, cellular component: NatC complex. Lineage: Eukaryota; Metazoa; Mollusca; Bivalvia; Venerida; Veneridae.